GACACCGGCGCGGCCGACGUAUACGCGUUAUUAGUAUACAUCUCUAUGCCUAGCCUAUGGACGUGACUUCGAUAGGUCUUUAACUCAUGCGCAACAUUCCGCGACGAAGUUACAACACGUGUUGAAAGUGAACUAAAUGAGGGCUUGUUUUAUGACUUUACCAUCGACAUUGAUUCAGUCAGCAUUGAAUGAGAGUAUUCUUUGGAUUUCAAGCCGAUUGGAAAGUCUCAAUAACGCAGUUGAUGUAGUUUAGAUAAUGACGUCAAAGAAAACUCCUCGGAAAAGCAAGCGGGACAGUUGGACAUCCAUGACAGCGGAGCAUGUCUUUGCAGAAUAUGAAAAGGGGAAUACUGUGCCGUACAAAAAUGUCUUGGACAAGCUUCCCGACCCAAAUACAGGCGUUGAUGAGUUAACUCACUUAUUGUGCCAGCUACAAGGAUGUGUGUCCAAACUAGCAAGUGAACAUGAGGCUUUAGUGAGGGCAAUACUGCGUGUUGAUUGGGUGCAGCGUGAUGCCGGUGUCAAAGGUCAUUACCAAGCCUUGUUGAUCAACCUGGUGUCCGCUCAGCCCAUCUACCUGACUAGGGUUCUGACGACCCUCGUACGUCACUUCAGUCCCCAGAAUCCUGCACUGCCGUCGGUCCAAGGUGCAGAGGUAGACCCUGAUCAUCAUAAGGUUCAAGAAGAGAAGUUCAGGAUGGUGCACUCCACCCUCCAAGAAAUCCAGAGGGUUGUCCCUUUACUUCCCAAGUAUCUUCUUUCUGUGUUGGGUGACAAUAUGCCUCAUGCUAGGCAAACUUGCUACAUUCAGGAGUGGUACAUUAGAAACCUUCUUGAAAUCAGUCGGUACCUACCAGAGCUGUGUCAGGGUAUCAUGGAGAUCAUCAUACACAGAUUGCUGGAACUAGAUGUGAGUCUACCAAAAGAUGAGGUCUGGGAAACUGAAGAUACGGAAGGAACGGACACCCCUCAGUUUCCUAUGGAUGGACUAGAUGAUGAGAAAGUAGAAUCGAGCAAGGAUGACGAGGAGGAUAAACAGAAAUUGUCUGAGAAAGCAAUCAAAAUUGAUACUUUGAUGGGCGUCCUCAUGGUCUAUCUCAAAGCAUCAUGCUUCAAAAAUGGUGAAUUUCUGUUUGAAGAUACCAAAGUGUUGCAUCGCUACCUGCUUCAGGUCUUUGAGAGGGUGAUCCUGCCCACCCAUGCGUCCAGUCAUGUGCAGUUUCUUUUCUUCUACUUCUGCAGUUUCAGACAGGGUUUAGUAGACAGCUUCAUAGAUGCUUUGUGGAGAAAGUUCAUUAACCCCAACACCCCAGCGGUGGUGAGGCAGACAACAGCAUCAUACGUGGCUUCCUUCGUCGCAAGGGCUAACUACCUUCCCCAAAGCACUGUGACUGCCUGUCUUGACCUCAUGGUCAGCUGGAUACACUGUUACAUCGACAACCAAGAGGGCGCUUCACGAUUCAGCCAAGAAAUCAAGGUUCACGGUCCUUUCUACUCACUCUGUCAGGCUGUUCUCUAUAUCUUUGUUUAUCGUCACAAGCAACUGUUAGAGAAUAACAAAGGUCUGCACUAUGUCAUGAGCCUCAACUUAGAACGGGUUGUCACCUGUCGUCUGAACCCUCUCAAGGUUUGCCUGCCCUCUGUUGUCAACAUUUUUGCAACUCUUGCACGUAAAUUCCAAGUUGCCUUUUGUUACACCGUGAUGGAGCAUAAUGCCCGCUCCAAGCUGCCUAUCUUCAAGCUGAACACGUUUGGUUCCGGGGCCAUGGCCGCACCUGGAAACCCUCUCGAUUCCUUCUUUCCUUUUGAUCCAUACGUUCUCCCAGAAUCUGGUGUUGAAAUUGAAAAACUGUACAGGCACUGGGAAGGAUGCAAACCUGACUUUUCAGGCAUUGAUCAAACUGCAGAUGAUUCUGAAGACGAGGAUGAGUUCAUGCAGUAUGAAUCGAUUGACAAAGAUAUACCCCUUGGUCUUACUCCUACCAGCGUAGCGUGCAUCUCACCUGGGUUUAGAACGCCCUCUUCGUUAGGAAGAUGAAACCACAGAUUUACUCUUACCGGUAGAACGUGCAUCUCACCAGGGUUUAGAAUGCCCUUUUCAUGCUGAAGAUGAAUCUAAAGAUGUACCCCUUGGUUUUGCUCCUACUGGUAUCGCCUGCAUCUCACUAGAGGGUUUAGAACGCCCUCUUCGUUAGGAAGAUGAAACCAAAGAUUUACUCCUACUGGUAGAGCGUGCAUCUCACCAGGGUUUAGAACGCCCUCUUCAUGCUGAAGAUGAAUCUAAAGAUGUACCCCUUGGUUUUACUCCUACUGGUAUCGCCUGCAUCUCACUAGGGCUUAGAAUGCCCUUUUUCGUUCAGAAGAUGAAACCAAAGAUUUACUCCUACCGGUAGAGCAUGCAUCUCAUCAAGGUUCGGAAUGCCCUCUUCAUAUACGCUUUGGUUGCACUCUUAUCGGAAUAUCCUGCAUCUCACCAAAGUUUAGAAUGCCCUCUUCAUGCAGAAGAUGAUUUUAGUGGGAUGUUUUCCCCCUAAAAAGUCUUUGGGAAACCCUCUAUUGCUUUGGUCACUUCCCUCAUGCAUUGCUGAAGUAUUUGAACUUCAGAUUUUCAAUUGGAAGAUUAUAUCAGAAGAACAUUACAUAUUUAAAAAUUGCCUUGAAAUGUUUCUUGAAUGUUGGCCCGAGUCACAUCAGAUUUUUUUUUUUGUAUUCUGAUGGUGUCUUACCGGCCAAGAACCAGUAUUAGUAGGUGGAUGUGUAAAAUUUGAACACAAAAAAUGUUUUAAAUGUCUGUUCUGAACAUUCAAGAUUUUUAUUCUAUAUUAUGUGAAUGGUAUUGAACAAAAUUGAUUUCCCAGGGUUCCCAGCCCAUCAGGGAAAUCAUGAAAAAUUAUUUUACUUUUUUCUAGUCAGGGAAAAAAAUCAGGAAAUUUGAUAGAAAAUACCUCAAAUCAGGGGAAAAUGUCUCAAAUGAGGGUAAAGUCAGGGAAUUUUGUUGAUCCCAAAAGUUGAAAGCACGGCAGUCAGUCAGACUCUGUUAUAUUUUGUUGCAUAUCAAAACAACAUCAAUUGAACGACUGGUUAUGGUGGUACUAAUUAGUUUUACAUUAUUGUUUUUAUACUGAAAAUACAUCUAAUUCACUGUAACAACUUAGAAAGCAUGCAAAACUGGGAAUGGGUUGAAAUAAUUAUCAGGGAAUUCUUAAACUUCACCAGGGAUAAAUCAGGGAAUUUUGUUUUCUUGAAAAGCUGGGAACCCUGUUUCCGAACCAUAUUUUAUUAAAGGAGUAUGAAUGUAUAGUUAGCAUUCAGAUCAUUAAGGGGCCAUUCAACAGAGAGCAAGACCGCUGAAAGACCUUUCAAAGACCAUGAAUUUUGGUCGAUCUUACAGAGGUCUCUCAAUGAACCUACAAUGGUCUUUGAGGUCUUACACGAGUCCUGACCAAUCUUUCAGCGGUCUUCAUGGUCUUCAUGGGCUCCAAAACUUUUUGAAACGGUUCAAAACAGUCUUACAACGGUCUUACAAGAAAAUUUUCUUUCAGUGGUCUUUCAGCGGUCUUUCAGCAGUCUUUCGAUGAACUUUCAAAGGUCUUCAUAGUCUUUCAAUGAUCUUUCGGCAGUCUCUCAAGAUUUUUGCGGAGAUCACUGUAAGACUCAUGAGAGAUCAUUGAAAGACCAGGCAAAGUCCAUGGAAAGAAUUCUGAAAGAUCACUUGUUGCAUAAAAGAUCUCUGAAAGACCAUUGAAAGAUCUAUAUAGGACUAGUCUAAGACCAGUAAGACAAGAAAUAUCCAUCAGUCUUUCAGAGUUCUUUGAGGGGUCUUUCUGAGCCAUUCCACAGAGAUGACAAAUUUCAGUGAUCUUGAAGACCGCUGUAAGACCUUGCCAAUUUUAAGUCUUUCAGAGGUCUUUCAACGUUCUGUGGAAUGGGGGCCUUAAGAGGUUUCAACUAUACCAUGGUACAAAACCAUGGACUAAGCAGACUCAUGUAUAUAAUUACGCUUAUUUCAUCGCUUACACUAAGAAAGGUCCAAUUACAAAAGCUUGCUUUUUGGCAGUGGGUACAGUAUUGAAGCAUGAUAAUACAUGAGAUCUGCAUAAACCAUGGUUUGGUACCAGAUGGUUAGGAUAUAAUUAGAUCAUCCUCAUCUAGCAACAAUACAUACGACUAUGUCAACGAUUCAAAAAUCAAUAAUGUAGUAUAUUGAAUCCUUGUUGAGCCUUUUUUUUGUUGCUGUUUCAUCUCAUUUCGAAGGAACAUAUGUUUACUAUGUGCAAUAUUUUUUCAUGAUGACACUUGAUGAGUGUGAUAUCAAAACAAAAGAAUUAUGUUUGAAAUGAUACUUACACUUUGUGUACUGUUCUCUCCAUUGUGGGUAUAUUUGUUUAUGAAUAAGAUGCAUAUAUUUUAGUCAAAAUGAGAAUAUUGUUGUACAGACAAAAAAAACUAUUACUUUACAGGUGUAUAAAAUGCUGUAUGUCAGUCAUGAACAAAUGCGUGCAGAUUUUCUUAAAAUUGAUCAAAAGGCCCUUUUGAUUGUUGCAUGAUAAGAUAUUUCGAAACAAUAGAGGAACUAAUCCUUGGAUCUUGAAAAACUGAUGUAUAUUUAGCCUUCACAGACCAAAAGAAAUUGUUUAAUUAUUUUUUUCCCAAAUUCUGCCAAUCUUGAUACAAGCAUAGUCUUUGGGUUUGUUGCAAGAAAAUAUUUGCAAUCAAUUGCAAAUAUUUUCUUGCUAAUUUGCAAUAGAUAGAUCAAUUUUAACUAUGGCAUAUGAUAAGCUCCUUGUUACAAGAUACAGAGCAGCAAUACUUCAAGACCUAGUAUAGACUUGCAAUUAGUCAAAAGCUUCUUGCAUUGCAUCAUAUGAAAUUAUCAAUACAUUGUUGGGUUCAUUAUAUAUUAUGUUUGUCUAUUUUUAGUUUUUUAUCUGUUCAAUUAUGGACAUAUCCAAAUUCUUAGUCACAAUCUGAAUUGUUAUACAUUUUAUACCAUUCAAGUUAGAUUGGAAUUCCUAUGAAUUUGUUUUAAUUGUAAUCUGAUGUUUUUAUAGUCAUUUAUCAGCAGAAUUAAUUAGCUCAAUCACAAGUCAUUUGACCUAAUUACAAACAUGGCAGGGAUAGUCUGGAAGCAUUAUUUCCAUUUGAUGUACUUUAUGAUGCUGAAAAUCUAUGAUGCACAUCGCAAAUACUUCAUACCUUCUGUGAAGAAAAAAAAUAUUUUAUAUCUUCAGAACAGUAUACUGCUCUUCACUUUUAUUUAAUAUUCAACUUUAAUUGGAUGAAACAUUUAACAUUGGUGACAAAUAUUUGAUUCAGACAUUUGCUGCAUUGUCAUAGUCCUGUAUCAGCAAUUUAUUGAUAUUGCAAUGUCAUAAGAUGUGUACAUUGCCACAUUAUGGAGAUAAUAAAAUGGAAUGGAGGUAAUAAAACUGGACAAAAAUAGACUAAGAUU
Lytechinus pictus (painted urchin) is the source of this 5452-nucleotide messenger RNA. Its product is annotated as RNA polymerase I-specific transcription initiation factor RRN3-like. Lineage: Eukaryota; Metazoa; Echinodermata; Echinoidea; Temnopleuroida; Toxopneustidae. Gene Ontology annotation, molecular function: RNA polymerase I general transcription initiation factor activity; RNA polymerase I core binding. The record is from RefSeq and is a predicted model, not a curated record. The transcript has 17 exons. Gene Ontology annotation, cellular component: nucleus. Gene Ontology annotation, biological process: transcription initiation at RNA polymerase I promoter. Bases 257 to 2038 code for a protein of 593 amino acids.